Molecule: messenger RNA, 642 nt
Organism: Clonostachys solani
Lineage: Eukaryota; Fungi; Ascomycota; Sordariomycetes; Hypocreales; Bionectriaceae
Source: the annotation of a GenBank genome assembly
AUGGCCUUCUUCCCUCGCAACCUCUACCACAGCCACCACCCCAACACCAACACCACCGACGGGUCAUUCACCCCGCUCUUCAGGCUCCUCGAUGACUUCGACAACUACUCCCGCCAGGGCGCCCCGAGCACCCGCCGCCCGGGCCUCCAGACCUGGCAGCCCAAGUUCGACAUCCGCGAGACGGCCGACAACUACGAGCUCCACGGCGAGCUCGCAGGCCUGAGCAAGGACGACGUCCACAUCGAGUUCUCCGACCCCCAGACCAUGCAGGUCCGCGGGAAGGUCGAGCGCACCUACACCGCAGGCACCCCGCCCGCCGGACUCCUGGGGGGCACCUCGGCCAUCACCGAGGGCGGAGAGGAGAAGCACGACAGUGCCCACAAGGUCACCGUCGAGGACGAGUCCGAGGCCAAGGAGACCGAGUCCCCAACCGGCGAGCCAGCACCUGAGAAGCCCGCAGCCGCCGCCGACAACGCCAAGUACUGGCUCACGGAGCGCAGCAUCGGCGAGUUCGCCCGCACCUUCAGCUUCCCGACCCGCGUCGAGCAAGACGGCGUCACCGCCAGCCUCAAGGAUGGCAUCCUCAACGUGACCGUCCCCAAGGCCAAGAAGUACGAGUCUCGCCGCAUUGCAGUCAACUAA